AUCCCUUCAUUAUUUCCCACAUCUUCCUCCCUCCUCGAAUUCUCUCUCUACCUCCUCACUCAUCCUUUCUCUCUUCCCCAUUGCCCCCACCAAAAUCCAUGGAUCAAAAACCACCUCCCCAAACCUCUCAGCAACACCAAGAACAAAACAACCCACCUCCACAACAACAACCACAAGCCAUAAAACAAGAAAACAUCAAACCCGAACAACAACAACAAUGGCAGCAAUCACAACCGUUAGAUGAACUAACAGACGAUCUACAAAGCAUGAGUUUCAACUCAACAACAACAACAGCACCACGAAGCACAUCCUCAUCAUCAGAAACCACCACAACCACAUGGACAACCACAAACACCUCUUCCUUCCACCACACCACCUCCUUACCACGAUCUACUCCCUCCUCUGACCCUCAUUGGUCCGCCGUCAAAUCCCUCUCAUCUAUCUCCAUCACCGACCUCCGUUUUCUCUCCCGUCUGGGGUCGGGUGACAUUGGGUCCGUUUACUUAUCCGAGUUAAAAUCCACGGAAGGCGUUUACUUCGCCGCUAAAGUUAUGGACAACCGUGAAAUCGCCGCUCGUAAUAAACAUGGCAGAGCAAGGGCAGAAAAGGAAAUACUUCAAAUGAUUGAUCAUCCUUUCUUACCUACUCUUUAUGCAAGUGUUGAUUCUUCUAAAUGGUCUUGUUUAUUGACGGAGUUUUGUAACGGCGGUGAUCUACAUGUUCUCCGUCAACGUCAACCUUUUAAACGGUUUGAGGAGUCUGCCGUAAGGUUCUAUGCAGCAGAAGUGGUAGCAGCUCUAGAAUACAUCCACAUGAUGGGAAUAGUAUACCGUGAUCUAAAGCCUGAAAAUGUCCUAGUUAGAUCCGACGGUCACAUUAUGCUAACAGAUUUUGAUCUCUCUUUAAAAUGUGAUGAUCAAUCUACCCCUACCCCACAAAUAAUCACUCCCUCAAACCAAAAUCCUCAACAAGAGCAUCGUCCGAACCUACUAGGUUUGGGUCCCGACCCUACGACAAACUCGUCUUCGUGCAUUCUACCCAACUGCAUUGUACCCGCUGUAUCCUGCUUCAAUCCAAACCGAAAGAAAAAAUGGAAAUUAAAAAAGAAGCCCGGUCGUAGGUUCGAGCCAGAAUUUGUUGCCGAGCCUGUUGACGUUCGGUCCAUGUCCUUUGUCGGGACUCAUGAAUACCUAGCACCAGAGAUUGUGUCAGGCGAAGGACAUGGGAGCGCGGUGGACUGGUGGACACUUGGCAUUUUCAUAUUUGAACUUUUUUAUGGUACAACACCGUUUAAAGGGAUGGAUAAUGAGAUGACAUUAGCAAAUAUUGUGGCUCGGGCAUUGGAAUUUCCCAAAGAGCCCUCGAUUCCAGGUUCGGCUAAGGACUUGAUAUCCCAACUUCUUGCUAAGGAUCCGACCCGGAGAUUAGGUUCAGUAAUGGGAGCUACACCUAUAAAACAACACCCAUUUUUUAGUAGUGUGAAUUGGGCGUUGUUAAGAUGUAUGAAACCGCCUUAUGUACCACCCGUAUUUAGUAUUAGUAGUGUUGGAUGUGGAGAUGUGUCGGAUGAAAGUUGCCCCAAUACACCUGUGGAGUAUUAUUAGUGAUUAAUAUUGGUAAAUUAUAUUUUUAAUGAAAUGGUAAUUUUUCA
Messenger RNA from Amaranthus tricolor (Joseph's coat), 1651 nucleotides. Its product is annotated as protein kinase G11A. Gene Ontology annotation, molecular function: protein serine/threonine kinase activity; ATP binding. NCBI's taxonomy places the organism in Eukaryota, Viridiplantae, Streptophyta, Magnoliopsida, Caryophyllales, Amaranthaceae. Gene Ontology annotation, biological process: protein phosphorylation. Bases 99 to 1604 code for a protein of 501 amino acids. Gene Ontology annotation, cellular component: cytoplasm; plasma membrane; nucleus. The record is from RefSeq and is a predicted model, not a curated record. The transcript is spliced from 2 exons.